This is a messenger RNA of Magnolia sinica, 658 nucleotides long. RefSeq lists its product as uncharacterized. The coding region runs from base 122 to 487 and encodes 121 amino acids. Gene Ontology annotation, cellular component: photosystem II; membrane. The transcript has a single exon. Lineage: Eukaryota; Viridiplantae; Streptophyta; Magnoliopsida; Magnoliales; Magnoliaceae. The record is from RefSeq and is a predicted model, not a curated record. Gene Ontology annotation, biological process: photosynthesis.
CUUCCAUAAUCUCUAUCUAAGCGUCCCUCUCCCCACUCACCACUCCAACUAACACCCUCAACCGUUCUUCUUCCUCACCAACAUCCCUACUCCACUUCUCCAAAUCAGUAAGCUAGAAUCAAUGGCAUCGUCUUCGGCGGUCGCCAUGUCAUUGCCAAUCACGUCCGCCGCCCACAAGAGGCUGCUGAGCUCCAACGCCUUCUUCAACCCCAUGAAGCUGUCGGUGAAGCCAGCAUCCCCGUCGCUGAAAUCCAACGGCAGGUUCCAGGUCCGUGCGUCGUUCAAGGAGAAAGCCGUCACUGGUCUGACAGCAGUUGCACUGACAGCUGCAAUGGUGAUCCCCGACGUAGCCGAAGCGGCCCAGCCAGGGCUCUCGCCUUCUCUCAAGAACUUCCUCCUCAGCAUCGUCGCUGGUGGCGUCGUGCUUACUGCUCUCAUUGGUGCUGUCAUCGGCGUCGCCAAUUUUGACCCUGUCAAGCGGACCUGAAGAGGAAUUGGGAUAUGAUGCAUGGUGUUUGGUGAUCUUUGUAACUCAUGUUUGUUUGCUGUAGUUGUAACUAUCUCUGUUAUCUGUAAUUUUGGUGGGGAAAGAUGGGAGCUUUGUGAUUUGAACACAGUAAUUCUAAUGCAAAAGAGUGGUUGUUUUGGUUUGUUGAAA